CCGGAAGUGUAGCUGUUGCCACGCGGAAGUUGGUCGGUUGCCAUGCGGAAGUAGGUCAGAGUGUAUCGCGGAAGAGGCUGUGGGAGCAACCAUGGCUCCUGUGCCCUGUGUGCUGCUGACCAGCUGCGCUGCGGGAUUCAGCGAGGAGUCUCUGGUGGCAGGUAGGUACAUGGCAGAGGGUGUGCAUGCUGGGCACGGGGAGGCGGACCGCCCAUAUCAUUAUUCAGGUUAUUACACACUGCCUGUCACAGCCAUACAGGAUACACUGUGACUCAGGGCCGGACUGGGGAUACAAAACAGCCCUGGAAAAAAAUGUUAUGCCAGCCCCAUAAGUCACUGCGCCAUAUAUUGUCGCAUGUAAUAUGUAAGGUUAUGUCUUGCCAGGACAGAUUGAGUAAUAUAUCUUUUUCUAAUAUAAAAUAUUGGUCCUUUCAGAGUAAAAAGUUUAGUUAUACAGUAAGCAUACUCACAUGCAGACACAGGCAAUUUCAGUGACACACACAAGCUCAUUGAUACACAGCCUCAUAGACAAACAAUCUCACUGAUAUACAUCAGCUCAUUGACAUAAAAACACAAGCUCACUCACUAGCAGACGCACGCACACGCAGUUUAGUGUAGUGGUACUGGUGUCUAUAGCAUGUCCCUACAGGCUUUUCAACGUAAACACUGACUUUUCAGAGAAAAGGCAGUGUUUACAUUGCUUCAAAGUGACACCGCUAGUGACAGUCACUCAGACGGUCACUAGAGGUGUUUCCUGUGUUAGUGCACCUACAUUCAGGGCCUCCACACUCUGGAAGCGCUGAACGUUCCCACUAGAGAUACAUUGAUUCAAUGCAUCUCUAUGAGUAGAUGCUGAUUGGUGUAGCAUUUUGCAGCCAAUCCUAUGGCAAAGCAUUGGACUGGCUGAGAUCAUCAAGCUUGAUGAUCUUAUUUAAAGAGGCAGGGACAGUCGAGGGGAGACCAGCACGUUGCGUGGGGGAAAAAAAAGGUGAGCAAAAACACUAUUUUUUUUAAAUUUGACAAUUUUUAUUUAUUUUGUCAGUAAGCAACAUAUUCAGGGUACAGAAAGGAAUGGGAUAAUAAUUAAUAAGAGUAGAUUUGUACAGUUGCUCCUUAUACCAGGGGAGGGUACAUAACAGAGAGAGGGGGGGAGGGUGCAUCACAGGUUGAUACAGACAAGCUUUUUUGUUACCGUAACAGUAAAUCCACAUUAUUUUCAGUACGUAAUAUGUCCCCACUGUAGCAUGUCACCCUAUAUCUAACAACAUAUCAGCAUCCCACGGGUGGCUGUGGGAGUGUGAGUAAGCAUACGCAACUUGGAGAUGUUGAGGACUUGACAACUCAUUUGCUAGGUACAGCCCCUGGUGCUUUACCCGGUACCUUACCAGAUCUCUAUGUUUGCCAAAGCUCCCACGUUUUCCUAUAGAGCGUAGAGGGGGGGAAGAGGGACGUGUAGGAGGUUUCGUAAAUCCACUGCUUUUGCAAUUCCUCUAAGAGAUUUUCCUUCUUGGGAAGGAUCGUGGACUUCCAUCUCCUUGCUAUCAAUUGCUGCGCCGUCAAAGCUAUGUGUAAGGUCAACUUUCUGACGUGUGGGGGCAUUUCUCUAGGGAGGUCCAGCAAUAGACACGCCUGCGGGGUAAAUGGGGGAGAGCUCUGUGUGGCUUCUCGGAUCAGUGUGUGGACAUCCGUCCAGUAUGGGACUAGCCUUGGGCAGCUCCACCAUAUAUGGUGCAUUGUGCCCUCCGCUGCUUGGCAUCUCCAACAAAGUGGUGAGGUGGAGGGGAAAAUCUUGUGCAGUCUGGUCGGCACUAAGUACCACCGGUAUAGAAUUUUGCGAUGCUGUUCAAUGUGGGAGGUGGAUUUUAGUAGCUUUAGUGGGUCGGAUAUGAGGGAGUCCCAGGAUAUGGGUGGCACUGCGCAGUCUAGAUCGCUCUCCCAUUGUUGAGCAUAUUUUGUGGUGGAAAAGUGGUUGUGUUUCGAUAUGGAGCUGAGACACAUGGAGAUCGGUUUACAUUGAGGUAGCAAUCUUGCAGUUAUACACAUUUGUUCCCAUGCAGUUAACCUGUUAGCAUCUCUAGAGGUGUCUAAGAAACGUUUCGCUUCAUUAGAGAUGUAGGAGUGUAAUUGGAGGUACAAGUACUGCGAGGACUGUGGUAGCGUGUAUUUGCUGGCUAGGGUCGUGUAGUCUAGUAGUUUAUGGGCAUCAAAUAGAUGGUAAAGGUGCGUCGUGCCACUUCGGUGCCACGGUAGGGCAUUGAAUGUGGGGAUAAUGUAGGGUAUGGCCUUUAGGGGGGUUGACAGGGAGAGGUCGGGUGUACUUCCCAACCUAGGCCUGUACCUAUCCCAGAUGUGAAACAAAAGCAGUAUCUGGGGGGAGCUGUCGGCAAGUCAGGCCUAAGAUGCGACGGUGUCCAAAGUAGGUGCAGGAUGUCGUGGUUAUCUAAUUGGUCCCUCUCCAGGGAGACCCACUGUGGUUUGGGUGCAGAGAUUAUGUGGGGGAUAGCUGUAGCUAGUACUGCCGCAUGAUAGUAGCCUUGGACAUUGGGUAGUGCUAAACCACCUUGUUUCUUGGGGGCCUGUAAGACCGUGGUGGCUACUCUGGCUUUGCCUCCUGCCCAUACAAACUUCCCCAUAUCAGCCUGAAUGGUCUUAAAGUAGGAGGGAGGGAGACGGAGAGGGAUGGUGCGAAAGAGGUACAGCAGCCUCGGUAGUAUUGACAUUUUGAGUGUCACGAUGCGGUCUGACCAGGACAGGUACAGUGGCGACCAUUGUUUCAGUAGUUGACUGCAUUUGUUCCAAACUGCAACAUAAUUUGCUGACAUAAGGUUCGCAGGGUUUUUAGUGAUCGUCAGGCCUAGGUAACGUAUGGAUUCUGUCCUCCAGUCAAAGUCGUAUGUGCGUGUGAGGGUGCGUAGAACCUGGGCAGGGAUGCCUAUAGGCAGGGCCUGUGUUUUGGCUGCAUUCACUAAAUAGUAUGAGAACUGUCCAUAGGUGUGUAUUAUCUGCAUCAGUGUAGGUAGGGAGUCUUGUGGGUUUGUUAUGUAUAGCAGUACAUCAUCUUCGAAUGCGCUAAUCUUAACCUGUUUGUGCCCUAGGUGUAUUCCCUUUAUAUUCUCAUUCAAGCGUAUGCGGUGUAAGAGGGGUUCUAAUGCAAGGACGUAUAAAAGUGGGGAUAGGGGGCACCCCUGUCUCGUACCGUUGGUAAUCGGAAAGGUGGGGAAAAACACUAUUUUUAAACACACAUAUACACCAUGACAGACACAGAAACACACAUAUACACCAUGACAGACCAUGACACAGACAGACCCACACACACACCAUGACACAGACAGACACACACCCAUACACCAUGACACAGACAGACACACACACCAUUACACACACACACAUAUACCAUGACACACACACACCAUGACACAGACAGACCCACACGCACACAUGACAUAGACAGACACAUAUACCAUGACACACACACACACACCAUGACACAGACAGACCCACACGCAUACCAUGAAACAGACACACACACACCAUGACACAGACACACACACACCAUGACACAGACACACAGACACACACACACCACGACACAGACAGACAGACACACACACACCACGACACACACACCUCAACACAGACAGACAUACACACACACCACGAAACAGACAGACAUACACACACACCACGAAACAGACAGACAUACACACACACCACGAAACAGACAGACAGACCAUAACACAUUACUACUACUUGCCAGGGGGUCGUGUAGUGCAGACGGUUGUCUGUGCUGGCGGCCUCUGCGGGAGCUGCGCUGGCUCUGCUCUCCAGCCCUUACGCGCUGCUGCAUGAGACCGCGGCCGGAAUAUGACAUCAUAUUCAGGCCCCGGUCUCAUUAAGCUGCGCGCUGGGGAGCAGAGACAGAACAGCUCCCCCAGCGGCCGCCAGAAAACCUCCGCCAGCAGACCCAGGUGUCUGUUCGGCCCCAGGUGCCGACUGCUCACCGGGAAAUUUCCCGGUAUCCCGGUGGGCCAGUCCAGCCCUGCUGUGACUCCCAACCAGCAGCCCGUGUGACUCCACUCCCCAACCAGCAGCCCGUGUGACUCCACUCCCCAACCAGCGGCCCGUGUGACUCAAUAUAGAACAUGAUGAAAUACCAGACCGUGUUGCUCAAACUGAUACAGAACGAGCUGCCCGAAUGCUCGGUUACAUUUUAGUUUGUUUUUAAAAAUUAAAUGGUGGCAGGCGUUACAUUUCCUUGUCUGGUUAUAACUACAUGUCUGUUCGUCCACUCAUUGUAAAGCACUGCGGAAUUUGAUGGCGCUAUAUAAAUAAUAUCAUAAUAAUAAUAAAUAACUCCUUGCUUAUCACAUAAUGACUGAGGCGAAUCACACACUCCGGGCGAUUCACUAAUGUGAGAAGUGAAGGGAAUUCAAACCAGAGUAGCCGACAUUAGGACCGCAGUGUGGGCCGGGGUGUGGAAUGACCCCCGCAGGGCCAGCACCUCGCAGCAUGAAGGGUCUACCUUGUAGCAGAGAGGCAAGAUUACAGGGCAGCAGCCUUCAACCCCACUCACUGACCGAGUGAGCCUAAAUCACAGAGAUUUUGUUUCUCCCCCAGAGGUGCCAAUAGAAAAUUUUUGGGCAGAAUUUCAGAGCGGCACCUGUUAGUGUUAUCUGCUGUUUCUCGGCGCUAGGUAAUGAACCAAACUGAAUUUUGGGACCGAAAUACAGUGGGACCUCGGUUUACAAAUGAAAAUCCAUUGAAAAUAAUGCCUCGGUUUACAACAUUUUUUUCGCAAUACAAAGCAAGUUUCCCCCGGAUGCAUUGCACCUGGGAGGUUUAUAGCACCGCCCCCUGCAUGCUGGAGCCUGUGGGUAGCACGUGGCGUCGAGUGUGGAGGUGUAGGAGCGGCUUUUGCAUCGAGUUUUGGAGUUAUUCUGGAAAUAGCUUUCAGUUGUUUUGGGACUUUUUGGUACCUUUCUCAAGCUGUGGAAAGGUGGGGAGCUGAGCUUUGUCGCUUGCAUGCCUUUUAUUGUGUGCUCUGCAUUGUGAGUUGGUUUCCGUGCCAGCCCAUUUUGGUUUUUUUUCUGACCUCCAGAAUGGAUUAAUUGGUUUUCAAUGCAUUCCUAUGGGAAAACGCAUUUCGGUUUACAAAUUUUUCGCAGUAAGAAACGUCCCGGGGGAACACAUUAAAUUCGUAAAACCGAGGUCCCACUGCACCUGAAAAUCUUUUCUUCUAUGCAACCAGUCCGCCUUGCCCCCCAUGAUGUUAUUGUUUUAAAAAUUUCUAUAUACUUAAAAGGAUAUAGAGAAUAUAAUUGAAACAAAAAGGAUUAACACAAGUUAUAGUUUAUUUAAAAUCUUCCCUAAGCCUAAAGUCCUUCAACAUGGAUGCUGUCCAGGAAGUAGGAGGGUCUGGGAGGGAGGGUCUGCCGGAGAUUGGCAGGGAUGUGUCAGCUGACCGGAGUUCGCGGCGAACCGUUCGCGGCAUCACUAUUCUGGAAUAAAAGGGAAUCAUGACAUGUCAUGUGUCCUUAAGGGGUUAAGAGAUCCCUCUCUACAUACCUCGAAACAGAAUGCACGUGUCAUGGUUGAUUAUAUAUUUCCUACCUGUUCUAUGUUAAAUGUUGUAUAUAUUGUGUAUUAAUAUUGUUUUUGUAUUUUAUUGUACUCUGAUGUAACAAUGCAAUGAUAUGUGGUCCCAGGACAUACUUGAAAACGAGAGAAAUCUCAAUGUAUCUUUCCUGGUAAUUUUUUUUUUUUUUUAUAAAUAAAUUAAUUUUCAAUGUUUUAUUCAGUUGUGUAAAUUCCAUAGAGGAGACCAUUUGCCUCGAAGUGUCAAUUUCAGUAUUUUCAUAAAUUUUUUUUUCCCAUUUUUGCUGGGCUAUAUUUUUCAGUUUGUCUUUUUUGUCCUACAAUUAGAAAUUCACUUGAAUUUCACACUUUUGUGAAUGACCUUGAGUAUGUGUUUUAAUUUGGUAUACACCUGUCAUUUGCCACUUAGGUUAGAUGGUUCUAUUUCACAUAUGUGUAAUAAUUGGUAACAUAGUGGUUUUGUUUUUCUUUUAUUGUGAUAGAUGUUAUGAACCCUGUAUGUAAAUUAUUAUUAUUAUUAUUAUUUAUUUAUAUAGCGCCAGCAAAUUCCGUAGCACUAUACAAUGGGUGGACUAACAGACACAUAAUUGUAACCAGACAAAUAGACGUACAGGAACAGAGGGGUUGAGAGCCCUGCUCAAUGAGCUUACAUGCUAGAGGGAGUGGGGUAUAGUGACACAAAGAGUAUAAGUAGGGGUAAUAAAAUAGGUUGCUAGAAAAGUAUUCACAAAGAACUUAUUUUUGACAGUUGCAGGAGGGGUAGGGGUAAUUUAAAUAGGUUGCUAGAAAAGUAUUCACUGAGAACUUAGGUUAUUUUUGACAGUUGCGUCCAUGGGGGGGUGGGGGGAAGGGUGAAUGAAAACCUGCUAACAAUUUAAAUGAUAUGCUCUCCUGAAGAAGUGUGUUUUCAAAGAUUUUUUUGAAGGAGUCGAGAAUGGGUUAAAGUCUAACAGGGAAGGGAGUUCCACAGAAAAGGUGCAGCCCUGGAGAAGUCUUGGAGGCGAGCAUCGAUGUGGGAGUACGGACAGAGGAUAGACGUAGGUCUUCGGCAGAACGCAGGGGCCUCAACGGGACAUACUUGUGAAUUAGGGAUGAUAAGUAGGUUGGAGCAGCAUUAUGUAGGGACUUGUAAGCAAGCACCAGAAUCUUAAAUUGAGCCCUAUAUCUAACUGCAAGCCAAUGUAGGGAAUGGCAGAGGGGGAAGGCGUGGGAGGUGCGGGCGGGCAGACAGGAAAAUGAGCCUUGCCGCCUCAUUCAUUAUAGAUUGCAGCGGUGCAAUCUGGGAACAUGUAAGACCACUGAGAAGGGCAUUGCAGUAGUCAAGGUGAGAAAUAACUGCAUGGACAAGCACCUUAUCUGCCUCUGGUGUUAAAUAGGGGCGGAUGUGAGCUAUGUUUUUGAGAUGAAAGUGGCAGGAUUUGGCGAUCGACUGGACGUGAUGGGUGAAGGAGAGGUCGGAGUCAAAGAGAACACCCAGGCAGCGAGCCUGCGGGGUAGAGGUGAUGGUGGCGCCAUUGACUUGGAGGGAGAAACACGGGAGUAGCAACACUUGAGGGAGGAAAGACCAGAAGUUCUGUUUUGGACAGGUUGAAUUUAAGGAAGUAAGAAGCCAUCCAGUUGGAAAUCGCAGAGAGGCAGUAAGAGACAUGAGUCAAGAUGGGUGGAGAGAGAUCAGGAGAGGACAGGUGGAUUUGUGUGUCAUCAGCAUAUAAAUGAUAAUGGAAGCCAAAUGAGCUGAUGAGCUUACCAAGGGCAGCAGUGUAGACUGAGAACAAUAGGGGACCAAGGACAAAACCUUGGGGAAUGCCAACAGAGAGUGGUUGAAACUCAAAAAGCGCUGGGAGAGGUAGGAGGAGCACCAGGAGAGAGCAGUAUCUUGUAGACCGAGAUUACAGAGAAUGAGAAGAACCUGUUGAUGAUUAACAGUGUCAAAGGCAGCAGAAAGAUCAAGAAGAAUUUGGAAAGAGUAAUGGCCGCAAGACUUAGCAAUGAUUAAAUUGUUGGAUACUUUGGUCACAGCUGUUUCAACAGAGUAACGAGUGCGGGAUCCAGACUGAAGCGGGUCAAGCAGAGAGUUGGAUUCGAGGAAGUCUGUCAAUCUUGCAUACACAACUCUCUAAAGGAUCUCGGAGGCAAAUGGCAGUAGCGAUAUGGGGAGUUGGGCUUUUUCAGAAUCGGCAUUAUAGUUGCAUGCUUGAAGGGUGAAGGAAAUGUGCUGGAGGAAAGUGAGAGGAAGAGCAAGAGAAGGAGACAGUGCAGAUGGGAUAUGAGGAAAUAGGAUCAAGGGAACAGGGGGUGGGGCGGGAGGACCGGAGCAGAGCAGAAACCUCUUCUUUUGUAUUAGGUACGAAUGAGCAUAGAACAGUGGGGUUGGGUGGAAAGGGAGGGAGAGAGGUUAGAGAUCUCUUCCCUUAUUGUCGAAAUCCUCUCUGUAAAAUGAGUUGCAAAGUUUGAAGCGGACAGAUUGGUAGGGGGAGGGGGACCAACAGGGCGAACGAGAGCAUUAAAUUUGUGAAAUAGGCAUUUGAGUUGGUGGGACAGUGUGCUUAUGAGGAAGUUGAAGUAAUUUACUUUUGCAGAGGAAAGAGCCAAAGUGUAGGAACGCAGCAUAAAUUUAUAGUGGAGGAAGUCCGGUGCAGUGUGAGACUUUCUCCAACAGCGUUCCGCAGCUCUGGAACAUUUUUUUGUGAUAUCAGGUCAGCUUGGUGUGCCAGGGUUGUAAUUGGGAACACUUGCUGCAUUUUAAAUGUAGGAGGUGCCAUGAUGUCAAGUUGAGAGGAGAGAGUGGAGUUGUAGAGUGAGGUUGCAGAGUUAGGUUGAGUGAGAUUUGAAAUGGGUAAAAGGAGAAUUUGGUGGAGAGAUGCUGGAGAAUAAGGCAGUGGAGGUUUCUGUCAGAUUGGAGAGUUGAGGAUGGGGAAAUUUGGGUACGGGGUAUGCCAAUGUCAAAGGUCAGCAGAUGGUGGUCAGAUAAAGGAAAUGGAACAUUGGAGCGAUUUUAGAGGUGGUACAGAGAUUGGUGAACAUGAGGUCAGGGUGUCCUGCUGUAUGAGUUGCUGAAUCAGUGCAUCUCUAUGAGGAAAAUUCCGCGUCCCCAUGCAGAGCUGCUUACUGUACAGCCCUGAGCCAGGAAGCUCCUCCAGUGGCAAUCUAAGGAGUGGCCACUUGGAGGUGUCCCUAGGGGCAAUGUAAGCACUGCCUUUUCUCUGAAUUAAGCUGUAGUUGUUCUGGUGACUCUAGUGUCCCUUUAAGUUAACAAGCGAACAAUGUUGAGUGGGGCUUGGAACAACUAGCUUUAGCAUGCAGGGCAAGACAAAGUAAAAUAUAUAUUUAUAAAUGAACAAGUACACAUACACACCCACAACUGUAUGUAAAUGAUUUGACAAUGGGAUUUCUACAAAAGUGUUUGGAGUAACUGAGAUGUUAAAAGGAUACUUCAAAAUGUUUUAGACCACUUCUUAUUUUAUAAUGCAGGGCUGGACAAAUACACAAACACACACUCCCUCACUCUCAAGUGAUUACUUUUUAAUUUAAAUCCACCCAGCCUCCUUACGUCUGGAGAGCUGGAGUAGAUAGGCUUUCCCUGGGUUCCAGUGGGAUUGGUGCCAUCUCCCUCUCGCGCACUGAUUAGUGAGCUGGGGCCGAAGUGACGUCAGUCAGCAGCCUGCCUCAGCCCUCCGUGAUCCGACUGCCCGUCUCUGCUCUCAGGCAGCUGGUCACCUCGGGGGCUGAACAGUCUCACAAAUCCCAGACGAGCCCAGUUAUAAUGCUGUAUAUAGCGGUAUGUCAGAUGUUCGACAAAUCACAGGUACUAUGGUGACUAUGAAAGUAGGAAUGUUGUCCUGGCGACUGGGAAUUUGUCAGCCUGUUUAGCAUCCCCACCCUGCACCCACUGAGGCGAGAGUCACAGAAAGAAUGCUGUGGGGCAGUGAGGUAACUGUAAUCUUACUGCUCUUCUUGCUCUGCUCCCUCAUGCACCUUUCAGUGAUGUUGGGAGCUGGACUAUGAUGUCACUCUGUUCCCAGCAUCAUUUCCUGUCUGAUUUUUUUUUUUUUUUGCAUUACAUUAGAAAAUACCCUAUGUAGGAAUUUGAGUGUUAUACACCAGGGAUAGGCAACAUUUGUGCAUCACUGUACCAAAGCAAGGCUUUGAAAUCCUUUGGAGUGCAGGUCUUUUUUUUUUUUUUUUUUUAAAGUGUAUUUUGCUGCUUGUGUUGUGUAUGUGUGCUGCAAGUGCUUUACACGGUUGUAUUUUUGCAUGUUUGAGCUGUAUUCGAUUUGAGUUUGAUACACAUGUAUGUGGGCUGUGUAUCACAUAAUGAUACUGUGGGCGUCUCUCCAGUGUGGAUAUAACUUCCUCCAAGUGCUGCAAUGAGUAAAUUGAGAUCUGCUGCUAUCACCUUUAGUCCCAAAUGUUAGUUUGGCACUAGCACAUAUAUGAACACAUACAACUGGGACCACUUUUAGGCUUGCUACAGGGGAGAUCCUAAGAUAUCCUCAGACUGUUUGGCACUCCACGUGUAAAAGCACCUGGAGUUCCAUAAGUCGCUGGUUCCAGUUAUACCCUCUUUUUAACCCCUUAAAUGUAUAUCUGUAUGACAGAGCUAUAUUACCAUAACUGUGUAUGCCUAAUAUAACAAAAUAACUAAUGCACGAAUAAGAAAGCAAUUUGUAGCUUUUUAUUAUUGCAACACUUCAAUAAGCAACUAAAUAUUGAUGCGCUUUUUUUUUUUUUUUUUUUCUUGACCAACUUCAAAUACACACAUUCAAAUCUUGAAGUAAAGUCAACUGGGUAAUCUCAAAUCCUAUUCUGCAACACUGUUUCAAAUAUUUUAUUUUGCACAAGUUUAUAGUGUAGUGAGCCACUGAGCUGCCUUCAUCAUUGGAAUCUGGACCUCUGUGUUCAACUCCCCAUUCUGUGAUGUUAUAAACUGCGUGUGAGACCUAAGUAACAUGUGCAGGCUCUGUCAUUGCUUUCUGUAGGAGAUAUGCAUGUGCAGCUCCCAGUAGUGUAAUUUAUGAAAAACCAUGAAGGAUAUUACUUUGAAAGCAAAUCAACGCCAUACAUAUGUUAUUAACUUGUCAUAUAUUUUCAUUAAUGUUUCCCAUGAAACAUAACAGCUGAAUUAGGGGUGCACAAAACACACACCCCUGGAUUAACACAGCACUCCAAUUGAAAAAAAAAUGAUUAAUCAGGAUUUGCAGAGCAGAAUCAAGUUCUAGUCUCUCUAGAAGCUAUAUAUUUGAAGCCAAAAUAGACAUUCAAAUGCAUGUUUAAAAGUAGUCCCAUCAUCUUCAUGAUGCAUUAAAAGCUGACUACCUUCAGGUUAAAGUGUCACUUAAAGGGACACUGUAGCCACUAGUACAACUACAACUUAUUGUAUUUAUUCUGGUUUGGCUUGGGUUGGCUCUGCCCCUGAUCUGCCUCCUUCACAGUCUCAGCCAAUCCAACGCUUUUGAACACCACGUCUGAUGAUUUUAGCCAAGCAGGUAGAUCGGGGCAGAGCAGCAGACUGGAAUAAAGGUAAUAUUUUGCAGUAUUUAGUGGGGCAAAGGGGGGGCAGGUGGUGUUUUUAACACUAUAGGGUCAGGAAUACAUGUGUUUUCCUGAAUCUAUAGUUUUGCUUUAAAGACUCGGUUCGGUAUCAUAAACACUUCAGCCCACUGUAGUGGUUACAGUGCUAGGAGUACUGCAACUCAUCAGCAUGAGGUUGGUUACUGGCUUGCUAUGGAAGCUUGGUGUUACUUGUAAAGUACAUACCAUAAGAGUUGUGAUGGGGAAAAAAAGUGCUGACUGCUUAAUGCUUGUGUGCAGACCAUGUAUACCUGAAGAAAUGUAGUCUGUAUGUCUAUACUUGACGUAAAAUAUACACCACAUCAAUCAUAAUGUAUGAAUAGAAAUGAGUAUUUUAAACAUUCCCAAUAUGACUCUUUAACAUAGCAUGCACACUUUAAAUAUCCAGGUACAAAAGUUUGCCAACAUCUUUUUUUGUUUUUACUUUAUUCCACCAGGUGGCUGUCAAAGCUUUCUUUAUUUAACAUGUAGUGGUGAUUUUGCACUAUUUUUGACAAUAUGUGUGAUAUUGAGAGUCACUUCCUGACCCUGUUUGCACAGUUGCAUGGGAAAGUGAGUUAUGACAAAUAAAACGUGUAUAUUAUAUUAUUUACCUUUUUAAAUCUAGCCUCAUUUAAAAAAGGUCAGUCAGAGCAAUGAAACUCAAUUGUACAUGUUACAAAAUCAGACUACAAUAAUAACUCAUUAUCACAUUCAAGGCAAAAGUAAAUUUUUAGAGAAUCUUAUACAGCACAAAUGGUAACGUCAUUUGUGUUCUUUCCCAUACUGGGAAUAAUGCACAAAUAACCUUUGUGCCGUUCUGAGAUCACUAAGCUCAUAGAAGUUAUACUCCUGAGAGGCAGCUGCUGCCUGCGACUAUAACUUCCACUAAUAUCAGGCAGCACCCUGGAGCAUUUAUAUUCAUGUGCUGCACUUACAGCAAAGUCUUACGCUUAACCGCUAUACUACAAAAACUAUUACUAAGUGCAAAAUAAGUUCCAUCACACUCCAAAAAAAUGAGCAUUUAAAAAAAAUAGAAUCUAUAUGAAAUGCCUAGAAAGACUGUGUUGGAAUUUAAUUGAAAUACCAACACAGUCAACAGAUAUCCUAACACAAAAUAGGGACCCCAAAAGUUGAUAGAACCACUUUACGCACUAAGUAUAAACCUAAUUUAUGUGAUAUAAAAUAUACAGAACAGCACAUUAGGGGAAAAUAAUGCCUGCCACUGAAGAGGUCAGGAGACAUUUCUAACCACGUUACCUUCUCUCAUGCUUUAUUAUAUAUUGCAUUUAUCAUGAUUUCUUUAGUUACUAUUAUGUGUCAUAUGUGCAUAAAAUAUUUGUAAAUCUUUUGUGUACAGGGACAGGUUAUGGUGUUCCAUUUGUGUAUUUCUGUUGUUGAUUUAUCUAAAUCAGGCUUCCCCAAACUCCUGCCCUACAGAUGUUGCUGAACUACAACUCCCAUGAUUCUCAGCCUAUCUAUUUCAUUCAUAGAAUCAUGGGAGUUGUAGUUCAGCAACAUCUGGAGGGCCAGAAUUUGGGGAAGCCUGAUCUUAAUGUUCGUUAAUUAACAUUACUUUACAGCAAAUCUACAUGUUUCCAAUGGCAACAUGCUCUCUUGUUUAACACUUUCUCUGUGUCUGUGAUAAGCAACCUAGUGAGAAAAUUGCAGCAGAUUAAACUGGGACUGGACAGUGUUAAUUAAAUAGGCACUCCAGGCUCCAAAACAACUUUAUCUAAAUUAAGAUUUUACAGUGCCAGGAGGCACCCAGGAGCACCCUCGAAUGGUUUAACCCCAAAAGUUGAUUUGAGCGCCGAUCUCCACGCCUCUACGAAUUGCAUCCAGCUUCUGAAAUUCCACUUUCAACUUCUGCUCCCUGGGUAUAAAUGGAGAAUUUGGUUUUGUCACCCACAUGCACCACACACAUCUAAAACAAUAUUUCCAAGAAGAAAAGGAUACUGUGGUUACAUUGUCUCCUAGUUCUCUUACCUCAUACUUGCCACAUUUACAAUUCCAAGUAUUUUGGCAUGACACUAAAAUAACAAAAAGGAUGGAGAUUUUAAUUGAGAAAGCUUAGUUAUUUGCUGGUUAAUUAUACCCAAGUUAUUUUAGCUACGCUAAAGUUGGUGAUUCAUAGCUCCUUAUAGGAGAGUUACAGUUCUUUGUUCUUUCCCCCCAUUGAACGCAAUUGCAACAUUUGCUGGGGCGAAUAAAGCAAUGGAGGAAAGUAAACAAAAAAAUCUACCUGCCUCUGUUUCACUGCUACAUUCUGUGUAAUAAAGUUGUCUCAUGAUGCCUCGGGCGCACUCAUGGGUAUCUAUUGGGAAUUUGUAUAUGCAAUAUUUGCAUGCUCUGUUUUCUCCAGUGUAUGAUAUGUUUAUGGAACUGCAGGAGUUAACUAAUCUGAAUAGUGUGACUGGCAAAGCAUUUUAAAUUAAAAAUUAUUCCAUGACGAAUUAAAAAAACAUAUUGCACAACCUGUAGCCAACUAUUUUCAGAAGUGACAAUGCCUCUUUAAGGAAGUAUGGACUGUGACAGGGUCACUAGGGACAGGUUAAUAAGGGCAGGCACAUAAGAGAGCACACUUUAUCCCUGCUUUUAGGUUUAAUAUCUGCAGCAGCUUCAACUGCUACUUAAAGGAACAUUUUAGGCUGGUUAUGGCAGCAUAACAACUUCAUCUAAACUAAGUUGUUAUGGUGCCAGCACAUCCCCAGAUGCACUUUGACCUUCAGGGGUUAAACAGUUCUUGAAUGGUUUAUCCCAAAAGUUGCCUCCAGCACAGGUCUCCACUCCACUGCAGCUGACGCUUGCAGCCAAUCGGCUACUCCCCAUUCACAAAACUGUCUUGGAAAGAAACGUACCUUUUUCUCCAGUCAAUUGGGAGUCACUGAUUGACUGGAGAGUCAGCUGAUUGCUCUCAGCCAGUCAGCGGCACCCCUGCCUGGCAGCACUCUUCGCUUCCUGAAAGUGGAAUUUCAGAAGCUGGAUGCCAUUUGUGGAGGAGUGGAGACCGGCGCUGGAAUCCAACUUUUGGGGUUAAACCAUUCGAGGGUGCUCCUGGGUGCCUCCUGGCACCGUAAAAACUUAAUUUAGAUAAAGUUGUUUUGGAACCUGGAGUGCCUUUUUAAUUAACACUGUCCAGUCUUAGUUUAGUCUGCUGAGAUUUUCUCACUAGGUUGCUUAUCACAGACAGAGAGUGUGAAACUGAGCCUGAUUUGUAAGAAAAACUGUGUGCUGUUUAAUUAUUGUUUUGUGAUUGGGAACCAACCCAUAUAUUCCAAAUGAUACAUUUUGAGGUGUCUGAUCGAACCACUUUAUUAUAAAUGCAGGCCUAAUUUACUGGUUAGUCUUUUAUUUGUGCUUUUCACACACACACACUCCAUUUUCACAGGACGGUUCAUUUCCUUGAUAUAUGAGAGUGCAAUAAAGCUUCAGUAUUUUGAUUUAAUAUUGUCUCAUGACUAUAACGGUAACCUCAUGUACCAGUUUUCCAAGGUCUUUUUGGAAAGUCAUAGGGCCUCAUAUAUUAGAUGCCCUUUUCUUUUUUGUCAAUCUUUUUUAUUAUUUGAGGAAGUUGAAUGACAGAGAAUCAGAAAAUGUGAUAUGAAUAUUCAAUACAUAGUUUGUAGCGAGAUGGUAAAUUACUGCAAUAACAAAAAAAGGCCAAGUUUAAAAUUAGAUACAUAGAUACGAGCCUGCUCCCUAACGGCAGUCUGGAAAAAAUAUACCACGUGGUAAAAAAUCCGAAUUACCACAAAGUCCCUGAUAAUGUCAUAAGUUAGUAAUAGGAGUUAUGCGUGGCAAGAGACAGGCUAGAUGGUUAGCAUAGUGUAAUUGGGGCAUGAUAUGCAGUGUCUGCUACCAUGCAUCACUUUGCUUAUGCCAGGGAGGUUGGAAAAAGUAUUAAAUAUUCAACGACCACUAACCAAGGGGCUCUUGGGGGGGGAUUUGAAUUAAGAAACCAGACUUUACGGCUGAGUGAUAAUGAACAAAUAAGUGGACAAGGCUAAGCAAAGUGAACUGAUAAUCUAAAUUAUUAAAAAGCAUAGUAUAAAGACAUUAAAUUGCUUAAGUCAGUAUGUAGUCUGUCACCACAUCGGAUCUUCAUUCACUUCUAGUGAUGAAGGGCAUAGUGUGAUCAGGAUUGUCAGUAGUCACAUCAGAGGAAGAGUGUCGUUUCUUUUGAUUAGAUGCCCUUUUCAGCUUUGAAAUCUGUCAAACUUAUUAGGAAAGAAAAAUACCCCCUGUUGGCAUACCAUUUAACACGUAUUCUAAAUGUAGUACUUUGAGCUGUUUAGUGUAGCCACAUUCUAAUGGCUUGGUUUACAGUAAAACAGGGACAGGCCAAGGUCAGGGGAAUACUGAAGUCAGUGAAACAAGCCAAUUUGUUAGUACAUGCAGCUAACAAAGUGCAAUCAGGACAAGUCGAGGUCAGAAAUCCAGAAAAUAAAACAAACUGACAAAGUGAUUCAAUAAUUCAGCUCUGUAUGGUAGACUCUGAAACAGUCUGUUAUGCAGAUGGGAGGAAGGGCACUAAUAACUGAAAUCCUUUCGGAUUCCUUUCUUGUAGCAAACACGACUCUGGGUGACUUUUUUUUACUGGGUGUGCGGGGAUUUGGGAAGGAAAGUUCUUGCCACAAAGUCUUUUGACAUCUUCUGAUUCCAAAGAGGGGGGAAAUUGGGGGUGGGGGGUAAAUAAAAUAUCAGGCAAAAGUUUCAACAAUAUGUUUUACAAUAUGUAGGAAUUGAAAAUUGCUAUCUGGCAAUUUUUUUGUACCAGGACAUACUUUUUCAGUUGACCAGAUAAAGCUCUUUACAUUUAUCAGCCAUGUCAACUCCCAUGCAUACUUGCUGUAGUCUACCAUGUAAUUCUUUAUUUUCUUCUCGCUGCUCAGUUCUUCCCCUGACAGACACUGGCACUGUACUUUCGUCAUGCAUUGCAGACAGCAUCUAUGCAUCUUUUUAUUAUCUGUGAACCAAAGGGCCAGCACCUGGCAUAGAGUUGAAGAGGACAUCCAGGACACACCAGGAAAUCCUGUUGGGUCAAGAUGGCUAUCCUUCCCUUGAUAAAUCUAAAACGCCCAUGUGUAGCCAUUAGUGGAUUCACAUAAUUUAUCAAAUUUUUUUUUUUUUUUUUAAUUCUUUAUUUUUGUUUGACAUAUCAGCAGAAAACAAAACAAGAUGCGCCCGUUUCAUAACAUAUAACUGUGGUCAGGCGGAGAGAGCCUGGCAGCAUUAAAAGCAUACAUUGUGGAAGUGCAAUAUAUAACACAAGAGAAUAAAUCACAGUACAUAGCUGAUAGAUAACGCUCUCCAGUGGGGGCACAUACAUCAUAAAAUAAACAAUCAAGUUAAAGUUUUACUGUGCACUAUCUCGGGCAGAAGUGGCCAGGAAGGUGUAAGGCCUUUAUAGAUAUCUGGUGGUGCCUACCCUACUUCAUGCUAAGGGAUGCUGCGUAGGGGUAUGAUCGUGUGCAUCUUGCAGUGGAGCAUUGGAGCUGUUCGGCCCGGCUGUGCAGGGGUAAAGGGCCCGCCGAGCCGAAUGCAGAGUGUCGUCUGUAACGUGGUGCUCUUGGCCGGCUCCUAGUGACAUGCCCAAUGCAUCCUCAGCUUUGGGAAGUAAGGAACCCUGCUAGCCCCUGGUGCCUACCUAUCUGGCCUGCAAUAACGUGGGUAAACGUGCUGAUGUUGAGCGUCUGUGAGCUAUCAAUGCCUGUGUAUGCUAUAUGAUAAUUUAUCAAAUUUGAUGCCAUGUUGUGACCACUUCGAUUGGAUAAAUUGUUUGAAAAGAAAGGGAUCAUCAAUACAAAUGUUUUGGGCUGGGAUAUAAUUUGUGAAAAAUUUGUCAGACAAGAGUUAGAUAAGGGGGCAAAUUUUGUAGCGCCUGUGAAACAAUGGGUCGUUUCCAGGGGGACACAGUGCGUUAUUGUUACAAUGGAGGAAUUGCAGCAUUUACUCUUAGCAAUCCUUCUUGAUAUCCCCUGUGAAAAGCGGUAGCCAGGAUGGGGGGGCUUUUGCCAAUAGCACCUGAUACUUUUUCACAAUACCCAUUUCUAGGGUUUGAGUCCAAACUUUUUUCAUUUCUGUGGCAUGUUUUUUCAUAAUUUUUAUUUUUUUAUUCUUUAUUUUGGCAAGGCGUUGAAAUUACAUAGUUGACAGUAGAUAUGUGUACAAUAAACAGAGAUUAUCAAACUAGUCAUACAUAUCUGAAUAUAUGCACCUUUUUUAUUUUUGGUUAACAAGAGAACAUUGGUGACCUCAGAGUGAUGGGUCUGAACCGUUAUAAACAAGAAUAUUCUGUUAAUCCCCAUUAGUAGGAAAGUAAACACAUCCUGGAUGGUAUCUCUAGGGUAGAAAGCUUAGGCAAUAUGGUCACUGACGUAUACAUGAGUGUAGGAACAUGCUAGCACAAGAUGAAAACAUGGACUGCAUAUAAUAAAUGAGAACUAAGUGCAAGUUAGAAACAUAGAAUGUGACGGCAGAUAAAAACCAUUCGGCCCAUCUAGUCUGCCCUAUUUUCUCAGGUUAUGUGUCAUAAUAUGGCUCUGAUCUCCUUAUUUUGUGUUAAAUCACACAAAAUGCUUUCCUAAUGGGAAUAUAUGCAUCAAUCUCUGUAUCAAGAACUGUACUCCAGAUGAGUGUAACAUUUCUGAAAGUAGUGGUUUUGCAGUUGUAGCUCACUCAUUUUUUUUCCCCCUUGCCCGUUUAAUAAACAGAAGGUCUUCGUCCUGAGCCUAUUUAGGGAUCCUUAAGCCCAUUUAUUCCCGAGAGUCUAGAUCUUCUGUAAAUAUAAAGUUUAAUAGAUGAAUUCUCAUAAGAAAUUACCGACAGGGCUCAUUUUGUGUGAUGUGCAGUGCUUAUUUAUCACACUCCUUGGGUUCCUCUCGCAAACUAGACCUAGAAGGCAACUGUUCAAAGCACAUUCCUGGGAUAACAUUUGUUUUGGAGGAGCAGCCUGUCUGAGAAGGCAACCGUGUGUUUUAUGACUGUCUGAGUAGAGUGCACAGAUCUUUAGUUUGGAAGCCCUACUAGAAACCAAUGUUUCUUAUGCACCAUUAUGCAAAGUGUGUGCGUACCUGCAGAGCUGACCUUGUAGCAGCAGAUAUUAAAUUAACUGUAAUCUGUCAUUACCAUUCUGCAAUCCCACUUUCUAUUAUUACAUUUAUCCUCAAACUAUAUACACAGAUUUGACUCCAGGAUGUCAGUCUGGGAUGUUCUCCAAUCAAAAUACUAGUUUCUGCACAGAUAUUAUAUUUUAUGGUUAUUUCCCAUUGAAUUAUUUUUUUUCUUAAACUUAAACUUUUUUCUCAAACUGUGCUGGUGAGCUAAAUUAUUAAGGUCUUAGAAUCAAAUCAAGUCAUGUGAUAUCUGCCUACUGGUUCACUUAUGUAUUAUGUUUAAGGAAUUAAUAGAACAUUUCUAGUAGGGCUUCCAAACUAAAGCUCUUCAUCACACAAUGCAUCGCCACUUCUUCUGCUUCCUGUGAACCUUGCACGUACUGCAGCUGUGAGAUAACUAACCCAACCUUUUCCUCCACACCUCUUUAUGAAGCAUUAUUAUUAUUACCUCAUCAUCUCCCUAACUACUUUGUUGUUCUCAACCUUAACAGUGUUGUCCUGGAUGCCCUAUACAUUAUCCAGCAUGCAUAACUUGUUUCAAAUUACUUUAUCACAGGCCAUCUCACUAAGCUCUUUGUAGAUUGUAGCAAGGUUCUCUAAUACUUUUGUAUUAGUAUGUCUAGUUAAAUGUGGUACUGUCUUAACUCUUAAUUACUGUUAAAGGGGCUCUUGGACUACCAAGACAUCUUGCAGUGUUCUGGAUUUAAAACCGCCUCCCCAUUUUUAAUUAAAUAAAUACAUCAUUUGCCCUGGUCCCUAUGCUGUAGUACCUGAUCUCACAAUUUAGGCACUCAUGGUACUGAUAGUAAUGUGAUUUAAAGAUAGUAUGGUGCCAUAUGGUAAUGGUUCCAAGAGUCCCCUGAAGACUUUGCAUAAUAAAAAGUCAAACUAUUUAACAGUGUAACUCUGUCUCACUUGGGCACCUGUUAUAUGGUCACAUUUCACAGAUAUCACUGAAGUGGAAAUUCAAUAUCAAAUUCUGAGGAACUUUGGACCUCAGUCAUUGGCAUACCUAGAAAAUUUGGCACCCUGGACGGAUCCUCUGUUUGGCUCCCAACCCCCAUUCCCCCCCCUCCAAAUUUAUUUAUUUUUUUUAAACUGCAAAUUAUUUUUUUUAUGUAUUACACAAAUUACUAAACUUUGUAAAACCCUUCACCUGGCCCCCUUCUACAAAACCCUGUACUACCCCCUUCUACAAAACCCCUGCACUCCCCUUCCACAUAUCGCCUGCUCAGCCCCCCUUAUACAAGACCCUUGUCCCAAUACAAAACCCCAGCCCCCUUCUACAAAAUCUCUGCCCCCCCCUCCACAGGUAUAGGCAGCAUCACACAGUCACAGGCAGUCACACACAGUUACAGGCAGACAGUCACACACACCACUUACAGGCAGGCAGACAGUCUCUCUCUCUCACACACACAGUUCCAGGUAGGCAGUCUCACACACACAUAGCCACAGGCAGAUAGUCACAAACACACAAAGUAACAGGCAGGCAGACAGUCUCACACACAUAUACACACAGUUACAGGCAGGCAGUCUCACACACACAUAUACAGACAGUCACAAACACACGCACAUCAUUACAGGCAGACAGUCACACACACACACACACACACACACAGUUAGAGCCAGGCAGACAGUCUCUCACACACACACAUAACCACAGGCAGUCAUACACACACAGUUACAGGCAGACAAUCUCACACACACAGUUAACAAUAUUAAUCUUGUCAAUAUAAAAACUUUACUUGCUAAGAGCAUCAGCUAAUAUUCUCUGCCACCAGAUAGGGGGGUGCCAUGACCUUGGUCUGGGGGCUGGAGGGGGAUGUGUGAGCUUUGCGGCCGCAUAGUGCCCCAUGGCAGCUGGGGUUCCAGGCGGCCGACACAGCUCACACACGCAGAGACCAACUGAACUGUCCGCUUCUCCAAUUAACAGGCUCCAGGGAAGGGCUUCAGUGAAUCCCUGUGGAUUCACUGAAGUUCUUUACUGGAGCCUGUUAAUUGGAGAGUUUAGGCAUCAUAACAACUUUACUUUAAUGAAGUUCUUAGGGUGCCAGGAGACCCCCGGGCACUCUCUUAACUAAAGGUGUUGAAUGGUUUAAUCCCAAAGUUUAAAUAUAUAAAAAAAAAAAAACUCUGUGUUUAGGUGAUGUACCCCACCAAAAACACAAAGUGCGACUGCGACAAAAUUCAGUUUGCCAUGGCAUCUAGAAAUUUCAUCCUGGCACCUGGGAUGUCAGCCCUUCUAGGCUGCGGCCCCGGGUUAGCAUUGAAGUCAGCCGCAGUGGGGAACAUUGGGGCCGGCUGCCAAUCAUGGUGAGUAUGGAGGCAGCUGGCUAAGGCAGCAAGGAAGCAGCGAGGGAAGAAGCAGUAUUCUACCUGCAGCUCCUCUCUGCUCCCUUUGUGCUGUUUAAUGAUGCCGGGAGCCAGAAUAUAAUGUCACUCCGGCCCUUGCAUCACUACAGAGAGCGCAAGGGAGCAGAGAGGAGCUGCAGGUAGAUUACUGCUCCCUUGCAUACAUGAAGAGAAAGCUGCCCCACUGGUAGUCUGAGUGGAUUUCAAUUAAAAUAAAAAGGUCAGUUUGUGAGUGUCUGUCAGAGAGUGUUUGUAUCUGUUUAGGUACCUGCUCCCCUCAAUCGCACGAGAGGUGUUUUACACACCCUUUUCCCCUCGCCGUGGCUGGUCCUGCCUCUGUGGCUGAAAUCAUCCAUCUUUAAGAUCUCCGCUAAGGAAGGAUAUUGCACGUGCGCAGCAAAACAAUGUGCCAAUCAGCAUCUCCUCAUAGAGAUGCAUUGAAUCAACGUAUCUCUAUGAGUAACAUUCAGCGUCAUCAUACAGCGUGUGAAGACGCUGAAUGUAGGCCAAUGAAUCUCUAGUGGCCAUCUGACUGACUGACUCACUAGAGGUGCUACUAGGCAGCAAUGUAAACACUGCCUUUUGCUGAAAAGGCACGGUUUACAUUGAAAGGUCUGUGGGUACAGGCUAUAGACACCAGAACAACGACCAUAAGCUGUAGUGCUUUUGGUGUCUAUAGUGUACCUUAAGAAUUGCAUGUUUCUUGUUGAAAAUUAAAAUUCCUUUUUGAAAAACUGGCUCCUAACUUUUUUUAGCUGGCUCUUCGAUUCUAAACAAAUUUGUCAAGCCCUGCGUAUACUGGGGCAGCAUGUAAUCAUGUAUAAGGAAAAACAAAAUAAACAAAGCACAGUGCAAUUCUGUGUGGGGAGGUACAAAUUAGUAUCAAAGGUGAAUGAAUAAAAACUCAUAUUUAAGAGAACCUUUUAAAAAGAUAAAGGCUUCAAGCAUGCAGACUUCUGUGCCCUAGAGGUGGCUGCAAAACGUUCUUUAAUGAUGGUAAGAAGGUUUUGCUGCCACCUCAAGGGCACAGAAGCCUGCAUAUUUGGAGUCUUUAUCUGUAUAAAAGGCACCUCUAAAUUUGAGUUUUUAUUCACUCUCUUUUGAUACGAAUUUGUAUUUCCCACAUAGAAUUGCACUAUUUUCUGUUUUUGUUUUUCCUUAUCUAUAGAUCUAUAUUCUGCCCCCGUAUCUGCCUUAAACGGACACUGUAGUCACUAUUACUAUUUGACCUCUUUGAAUUGCUAAUAGCACCUGGAGUCCCCCGGCACUGUUCCUCUUUUCAGGGUUGCACUGUGUUCAAACAGUUUAACACUGAAUAUGGGUCCCUGGCCACUCACAGUCCGUCCCCUUCUGGAGGCAGAGAUUACACACUUCCUUGUAGUCAUGCCCUUCAAUUAAAGUUCUGAUAUGCUAAAAACAGUCAGCUGACACUCUCAGCCAAUCACAGCUGCCCAUUGCUGCUCAGGCUAAUACUUUCUAAUAGCCAAAUCAAUACAGAGGGUAGGGACUGCAGGGGACUCUCAUUUCACAUUAAAACAUAAAGACAUUUAAAAAACUGUUUAAUGCUGAAUAAAAUAACGGCACCAGAGGAUUCUAGACCCUGUAACCAGUUUAAUGAGAUGAAGCAGAUACAGUGUCCCUUUAAGGUAAGUGUUAUCCUACACAAAUGUUAGCGCUGCACUUGCACUUUGUGUUUUUGGUGUGGUACAUCAUUUAAAUACUAUUUAUUUAUGUUUUAUAUUAGAAAUUUUUGUGUGUGAUAUAAGCUUCUGUUAUAUAUAUGUAUAUUUGUGUUAACCCCAAAGUUGCCUCCAGUGCCGAUUUCAACCUUCCCCCUCUAUUAUUGAGUUUGUUUCCUUUUGUGAGUGUAAGAGGGUUCUUUUUAAAUAAUCCCUCCUUUUUUUGUUCCUCCCUCCAAACCAACACUGUUGGCCUUGUUAAUCAAGUGACAAUGUUUCUGUGAUAUGUACUUCAGCUAUUUCUUUAAAUUGAAUGUUGAUAACUGGACAACAACUCAUUAGCACCCCUGCUCUACCAAUAAUGCCCAGUUAUGCAGAACCAAAUGGGAGCAUACUGGUUUACUAAUAACCUGUUUGCGCAAUGUUUAAAAUCUGGCAAUAUAUUGCAAAUGCGAUAACUUAAAAAGUAUAUUUCCAUUAUUAUAUCGGAUUGGUUGUAUUUGCAUAUAUUCUCAUAAGUUCCAUCCUGAAGUGUCAGUUAAAGGAUGCUAUAUAAUAAAAUAAUAAUACUUAAAUACCCAUAAUGUCAACUUCCAUGCAAGGGGCUUUUGUCUUCUAUAAUGAGAUAGAAACACUGAGAUGUCAGUUUGAGUAGUUUUCAUGUGGUGUUUUGUUUUCUGCAGAUAUCAUUGGGACAGAUCAGAUGUCAUCACCUACAGAAGAAAUGAAUGAGGUGAGGCAGUAUCCAUGGAGGAUAGAUAACAAGUACUAUUCAGCUGAUGUCAAUAUUUGUGUGGUUCCCAGCACUGGACACAUUACUGCACAACUAGCAGAAACCAUUCAGGCCUUCAUCAUAUAUUUUGACAGCACCGUGGUAAGUAAAACCUAGCAUGGACUGUUUUUAAUGCUGAUUCCCUUUGUGUUCUCCACUGCUCUAUUUCCCUUCUUUAUUCUAUAUGUAAGAUAAAUUAUUUUACUUGCAAUUUUGAGAAAACAAAUUUAAAAACAAUCUAGUCAAAUGUUAACGUUUUAGUUAAAGUGGCUCGGUCACCUCGUACUUGCCUUUCUCCUGUUGAUUCCUCUUUCAGAAUCUGUGCUUUCAUUUCUGAUCUAUUUCUAUUUAAAACAAAAGACAAGGUAGUGUGUUUUCCUUUGACAAAAGGUGAAGCUUAAGGCAAGCUUCAUCCUCUGUUAGCCUGACAAAGGAAGUGUAACUUUCCUUAAGCUCCAUCCUUUUGUCACAUUUGUCAGGCAUCGGAAAAAUACAUAAGACAAAAUAGAUCAGAUGUGAAGAAAAUAUUCUGUAUUACUAGGCUCCGUGAUUUAUUUAUAAUCCAGGCAGAGGUAGUUUUUUUUAAUUUUUAAUUUUUUUUUUUUUGUAAAUCAAGCUAAAAUCCUCAUUCAUUCUUAGAAAUCUGGUCUGGAGAAGGUAUCAGCAUGGCUCCCCUUCCUGGAAGAUUGGCUGCUAGAUGUCAUGAUCCUUGUAUGUGACAGGGCAUUGGAAACUGGUAAGAAUGUGCUCUAUUCUGUGUAGCUACAGUGUGCAUGUGAUUAGUAUGUGCUCUGUAUGUGUUUGUGGCCUUUCCUCUACUAGAACACCUGACAAGUUAUAUUGCCUCUAGUUUCAGACUAGUCAUCCAAAAGGAUAAAUUAGGAGUGUAUUUCAGACAAUUCAGGAUUCAUUUAGUUAAUUCUCAACAGUUUUUCUUUCCAAAUAUAAAUAGUUAAUUUUGUUUAUGAUGGAUUUGAUGUUCUAAAUAAUUAUUAAAAUGAAUUAAUCUUACAUUUUGCAGGGUAUUGGCUAAACUGUAUAGGCCAGCAUAUGUAUCCUGCAGUAAUAUUCUUGUUUUGUAACCAGCAUCAAGUUGUCUUCACCUCCACUAUGGAAAUAGAUCAAAAAUUAUAUGUUCUAAUAGAAUAUUCUAAAAUAAGAUAAGUACUUAAGCAUAGCGCUUCUUGCUUAAAUGUUGGCUAGGGCAUCUGCAUUAGUUGUAAUGGAGAACGCUAUGCAUUGUUUAACAGUUCAACAGAGAAGGAGUUAAUAGAUAUAUUAUGCUGUGUAUGUGUGAAAAAUGGCCAGAAAGGUGCAUUGUUAAAUGUCUCGUAUGGCAAGGGUUAAUAGACAUGUUUCAUUGUGUGAGAUGAGACCUAACAGACUCCUACUUUGAUAGGCGUUACCCGGCAGACCGCUCAGGAGUGGUGUAUCAAGCAUGGAUUUGAGUUAGUGGAGCUGAAUCCAGAGGAACUGCCAGAUGAAGAUGGUAACUACAGCUUGGACACUGAAAGGGACACUAUAGUCACCAAAACAACGUUAGCUUAAAGGGACACUCCAGGCACCCACCACUUCUGUCCAUUGAAGUGGUCUGGGUGCCAGCUCCGACCACCCUUAACCCUACAAGUGUAAUUAUUGUAGUUUUUAUAAACUGCAAUAAUUACCUUGCAGGGUUUAUGUCCUCCUAUAGUGGCUGUCUAUGAGACAGCCACUAGAGGGACUUCCAUGUUCUUAGAACACGAAAAGUGUUUUAAACUACGCUGGACGUCCUCACGCUACGCAUGAGGACCUCCAUCGUUGCCGAAAUCCCCAUAGGAAAGCAUUGAAUAAUGCUUUCCUAUGGGAAGUUCUAAUGUGUGCGCGCAGCCAUUGUCGCGCAUGCACAUUAGGUCUCCUCUGCCGGCUGAAGUUGGUGGGGGAGGAGCGUGGGCGGAGCCUGACCCAGCACCGAUGGACAAAAAAAACCUUCAGCAACAUGGGAUGGGGGGUGGGACGGAUAUGUUUUCCUGGCACUGGGGAGUCCCUUUAAUGAAGUAGAUUUGGUGUAUAAAUUAUGCCCCUGCAGUCGCACUGCUAAAUUCACUGCCAUUUAGGAGUUAAAUUACUUUGUUUAUAUAGCCCUAGUCACAGGGCUUGCAGGUAACUUGCACAGCCUUCCUUAACAGUUACUGUAAAACGUCAUCUAAUGUUUACACAUUCAUGUAUUGCCAAUUCUGUUUAAUUUAGACUUUCUUCUCUUCUGCUAUGUUAAUAACCUAUUAGACCCUGCAUGAGACUCCUGUGUGUGAUUAAGGUUCAAUGUACAGAGGAGGAGAUAAAAACUUCUAAAAAAAAAACACUUCUGAAACAUUUUGUUUUCAUGCAGGCUGCGUCAGUCACAGCCAGGGGAGAAGUGGGUAAGGCUGCAUAAAAAUAUGCAAAGGUGAUUUAACUCCUAAAUAGUAGAGGAUUGAGCAAUGAGACUUCAGGGUCAUGAUCCCAAACUGCUUCAUUGAGCUAAAGUUGUUUUGAUGUCUGUAGUAUCCCUUUAAUUCCUGUAUAUUUAUUUAGAAAAUAUCAAAGUAUUCCGAUGCUGUCUAAAUGAUACUGCUCUGUUCAUACACAGAUGAUUUCCCAGAAUCCACGGGCGUCACACGUAUAAUCCAGGCCUUAAACGCCAAUGUAUGGACUAAUGUAGAAAUGAAGAGUGGUGAGUAACUAUUUUAAUUGACAUUUGAUCAUUUAAAUUGAAUUUCUCUUUGACACGCUGGAUAUAUUCAAAUGCUUUCUGAGAUAAUUAAUCUCUUUUUUUUUUUAUUAUUAAUUUCGAAGUCAUUCUUGUCUUUGUUCCACUUGAUGACACUGCAGGAUUAAUGUAACAUAUCUAUUUAAAGCGUUAUAGAGAUUAUGCAUUAAUAAAGGUUACCAUAUUACCCUUUCAUGACAGCAGUCAUUACAAGUGUUUUUAGAAAUCCAUUCUCGCCAUGAUCGGUAGUAAGGCAUCAUAGAAAUAUUGAUAUGCAGGUUACCCAAGGCAAGGAAUUGCUAAGGCAAGGAAUUGCUGAGCCAUCCCUGUGCUUGUCUUGCCAAUCAUGCACAGCCAGCUGUGGGGACCUCCAUUUAUAACCAUACUCCACACAAUUGUUGGGUGUACUCGCUGUUACAAAACAGCCUUACUUGUACAGCCAGAAUGGGUCUCAUGCCGUAGGACCACUGUGAUAGCCAAUGACAGUGGUCCUAUGGUAUGAUUAGUAGCUGAUACCUGACUGCAGCUUUGCAUGCUGUAACUAGCUGUCUGUUUUAUUGCUGGUUUCCUCCCUAGUGAGGAAGUCCAGCAAUAGUCAUUGAUUGGCAAAUCGUAUUCUAUAUAUUAUUUUACUAUAGCGUGCUGUAAUGGGGAUAAUGUGCAGUCGUGGGCUACAUGGGUUCAGUAAAUCAAUGGGUAAAGAUUGGAAAUUUGAAACCCCUAAAAAAUCUGGCAACGGUCUGUAUAGGAGUAUUACUGUAUUUGAAAUUCCCCAUGAAAAUUAAAUAUGUGGAGAACACACAAAUUUAAAGGGACACUAUAGUCACCAGAACUACAGCUUACUGAAUUUGAUCUGGAGAGCAGAAUCAUUACCUUCAGGCUUUUUGCUGCAAACACUGUCUUUUCAGAGAAAAUGCAGUGUUUACAUUACAGCCUAGUGAUAACUUCACUGACCACUCCUCAGAUGGCUGUUAGAUAUCCUUCCUGGGUAAUUCAUUCCUUGCAAUAUUUGCCAUGUAACUUCCAAAAAAUGAUUUAAAAUAUAGAUGUGUGAGACUUUAAAAAAAAAAAUAAUCAAAAAACGGAUUUCUAAACUAACUAUUAUGAGGUUUUUCUUCCCCAAGAUGUGUAGGAAGUAUAAUUAUAGUUGUUGCCUUUGUUUGUGAUUUAUAAGUUAUAUCACUCUAAGAUCUACUGGUAUUUUCACUUGUUCAUGUCAUGAAACAUAAUUGAGGAACUCUAUACUUAAUUACAAGCAGAAAUUGUAAACAGAGAGCAUUCAGUUCGCAAUUAUUUAAUACAGAUUAUCAUCUAGUCUAUCGCUUUGCAAUUGGCAACUUGCCAAUUUGUUUUCAAAUUCCUUGCACACAGACAAGUUAUAUAUAUUUUUAAUGUAUUCGUGUAGCACUAGCCUUGCCUUUAAGGAUAAACCAUGAAAAAUACCCAUUGUGAUUAGUGGAACAUGUUACAACACUGCAUAAGUACAGACUUCUUACACAAUUCACCAAUUGUUUAUACUAUUGCACUGACACUUCUUACUAUUUACCAAUAAGCAUUGACUUUGUCUGUGUGAUUCCAGAACAAGCAUUUGGGAUCUUCAACUCAUUGGCCUCGAUGAAUCACGCUCCAGAGAACAGUGAUGACCUGCAGGGUGAUGUGAGCGGGUACUCCGAAUCUGUCUGUCAGAUUAAUAAUAAGGAAGCUGAGACCAUGUUUGGGACCCACACUUAUAAUUUGUAUCUGUGGGACAACACAACAUUAAUUAUUUUCUCUUUCUGUCUUAGAUACUCUAGAAACACAUUUUUUUUUUCCCCUGUAGUUAGAGGAAGUACAGACCAUGGGGAUCUUCAACCAUCUUCCGCAGGACAGGAAGCCUAUUUUUGGAGGGAACUUAAAUCCCUCCCAGACCACCUCCCCCUUAUCUAUAAAACAUCCCCGCUGUUUUUUUCCUGUCCCCAGCAGAGCAAUUAGUCCAGUUAAUGCUGAGGGCUGAGUUUCCAGGAUGGCUUGUUGUUUCCCACAGGUGGCUGGCUAGCAAUCAGACUCCCGGUUUCUUUAUAUUCCAGGUUAGAGCCGGGCACGUGUUUUCCUCUUAUAUUGAUGCCGUCAAUCCUUGCCAGGUGCAGGACGUUAUGGAAUCACACUGUAAGCACAUCUGAAUGAUGUUGCUUUCCAUUGCAUAACUCAGAGUGCAAGACACAUACGCAAAGAGAUUUGAGUGCUUGGCGCCAAAUUUGAAACUUGAAACGCUUUUUCACUGCUAUUUAAACACCAGCCACAGCUGCUGACAGGAAUCAUUCUGCCUACCUUUUGCCAAGAUCGUAAAAAUGAAAAAAAUCUAAACUACAUUCUCUAGUCUAGAUGUUAAAAAACAGCUAUCUCGUGAUACUUUAAAAGAACCAAAGAUUUCCAAAAUCCAAUCAUCUUUUUCUCCUUUACCAGGGUUCAUCAAAACUUUAUAUGGCAUCUAAAGCAAUACUUGCAUGUCGAUCAAGAAAACCAACUCACUGGCAUACAUUUCCCAGAAUAAAAUUCCUCCAAAGUUAAUCUGAGCCCAUUCUACAAGAUCAAUAUCACCUUCAUGGGCUUCGCUCCCUUCUAAAUAUUUUUGCAGAUUCUGAGUGAGUUGUAAUCAUACUUUGGGCAUGAGGGUUUUAAAUGUUAAAUUCUCUCUCAAAAUAGGUUGAUACUCCUGCAGAAGACAGCUGAAGAUCCCUAUGGUCUGUACUGCCUUUAAUCCUUGGUGGGGGGGAUAAAUUUACAGUUGAUAAAACUCAAGUUUUCACAUCCCUUAUCACCUUGGGGAAUUCAUAAAAUUGAACUCUAGCCUAUAUUCACAACUGAAUUUGACCACCUUUAACAGUUUCUGCCCCAAAAAGUUUGAUUCCGAAUUCUUCAGGUCCGAAUUCUUCCUAGUCCUUCUGAUAGCUAUAUGUAAAACAAAGUAAUCCCUGCCUUUUUUUUUUUUAAAACUAUAACUUCUAAAAAGUGCAUGGUAGAUAUAAGACCUCAACAUUCAGCUAGAUUUUAACUAAACAGUGUAUUUUAUAACUAGGGGUGGAAUUAACUUCACGCAGGAUUUUAUUUAGCUCAGGAUUUUUUUAUUUAGCUUCUAAUUAUGUCUUAUUGACUAAUGGCUCCUGUAAACCGAUUUGAGGGAUAGAUGUAGUGAUGAGGUCCUGGAGAUGGAAAACUAAUUAACAUGCUGUCUGUGUUAGUUGGCCUUCAUAAAAAAAGACAGUAAGCUAAAAUCGUUCCAAUGUUAAUUGAGUGUGACCACCUUUUAAAAGGUAUUAGUUUGAAUACACAAAGGAAAAUGUAAUACAUUUUUUGUUUAAUAAGUCUAUUAUGCAAAAACAUGACUGAACCCAUAUGUUGGUGUUAUAAUGCUAAAUUUCAAAUGUAUAACAAAGUUAAAUAAAACUUAACCUUGCUGCCUUUCUUGCCUUGCAGGUGCCCAGUGAGCUUGGUGCUGGGAGUCAGACAGAGCAAGGAAGAGAGUCUGGGAGUGUUUGUAAUUCCCAGGUUGACACAAUAGUCGGUAAGACAGAUCCCUUUGACAUUCAUGGCUUUAUUAAUCCACAUUUUAACAUAACUUGCGGAUACACAAAUUAGAAGCCUAGACAGACCACAGGUAUGCAUUCUGUAGUGAGGGAGUUAAUAUAAUCCAUGAUUACACGUUGUAACUUAACUGCCGUACGGUCAGAUUUAUCUACUCUGACAUCGCCAGCAUAAACCAUUUUCCUGCUAUUUUAAAAGAAAACAUUUUUGAAAGCUUAUUAUUAUUGCAAUUCUGUACAAAAACACAAUACAGAAUAUGACAUAACAGAACCGUACAAUUAUACAGUUAAAGGCUGAACAAAUAUAGUACUUUCAGAGAUUCAAUCAUAUGUGGAUUUGGAUCCAGAAUGAUUUUCCAGAUUCAAAUAUUUAUAUAUUUAAUCACUUGUGCAAGUAUGAAUAGACCACCCAAAAGAGGUAGAAUAAAGAUAAUACAUUAGUAGCAAAAUUGGGAGUGUGGAAGGGACAUAAGUAUGUCUUCUCUAAAGCUGGAGAAGUAGGAGGUUUUAGGAUGAAAAACAUUUCUGGAAACUGCUUACUUCCAGAAACCAGUGUUUUCAGAUCCAUUUAAAAGAGAGUUGUGUCUUUGUGCAUGCACGAAGCUCGAACUGUACAGUUUAGUGCUGUUCUAAGCCUAGAUUGCAUUGUUUAGUGCUGCAACAUUGAACCUAAAACUCAUUGUUUAGUGCCACAUCAAUCAUUAAAGGAACAGCAUAGCAUUAAGAAUCUAAACAUAUAUACAUAAUGCUAAAGUGACAUGCUAGCUGUUUAGGUUACCGUUCCCCUGCUGUGUGAAGUAAAAGGUACUUUUGUUUACCUCUUUCCACGCUGUGCUGCUUUCUCCAUUGCUGACCCUGCUUCCUUGGCUGAUCUCAUCAACCUUGAUAAUCUUAGCCAUUCCAGUGCUUCCAAGCAUUGGGAGGCUGUUGCACAUGCACAGAAAAUCUCCACUCUUCUCCAAUUGGCAUCUCCUCAGUAAAUCACUGCAUCUCUAUGGGGAGCAUUCAUGAGGAAUCUAAACAUAGGUCCUGCAAACAUUGCAGGACUUGACCCAGGAAGUCCCUCUUAGUGGCUGUCUUAGUGACGGCCACUAGAGGUGUUGCUAAGCAGUCUAACAAAACAGCCUUCACAUUGCUGAGCCAGCAGAGACAUUAUGCUGUAGUGGUUCUGGCAUCCCUUUAACCCCUUAAGGACCAAACUUCUGAAAUAAAAGGGAAUCAUGACAUGUCACACAUGUCAUGUGUCCUUAAGGCAGUGUUUCCUAACCCAGUCCUCAAGGCACACCUACCAGUCCAGGAUUUAGGGAUUACCCAGUUGUGUCUAAGGUGUUUUUACAAAGAAGAAAAAAAACACCUUAGACACAACUGGGUAAUCCCUAAAUCCUGGACUGGUAGGUGUGCCUUGAGGACUGGGUUGGGAAACACUGCCUUAGGGGGUUAAGCACAUUAUUACAUUAUCCAGUGCCACUACACAUGAAAUGCAUUGUUUAAUGCUGCUACACCGAGCAUAGAAUUGAUCGUUUAGUGUCACAGCACUAAUGCUAACUAGUGCUAACCUUGAAAUGCAUAUUUUUAUUGCCACAGCACCAAGCCUGGAAUGCAUUUGUUUACUGCUCCAGGAUCAGAUGUUUUAUACUUUGUCACAAACUUUCCUUCCCAGAUCCCAUGAUGGACUUGGAUAUCAGAGAACUUGCAAGCCUUACUUCAGGGGAAGGAGACCUAGAAAAUUUUAGUCGUCUGUUCACAAAACUGCAGGAGAUGAAAGGUAUCUCAUCGUGCUUUGCGGGUAUGUGAAUGCAGAGUGGGACCAUCAUUGAAAGGCUAGUUACUAUAUAGAAUAAAUAUAGGAUCUGGAAGAUCUUGGCAGAAGAAAUAAAAAAAUACUGCAUGGACUUAAUUCGAAAUGGUUUUCUAAAAUAGACAGUGUUUUCUUCACUGUUGCUUAUGUAUGGAAAACACAAGUAAUGUUUGCAAAUAUGGAGACAAGAGAUCAACAGACUACACUUUAUCCAUCUAAUAUAAACUGACACCUUGCCAGCUAAGCACUUGAAGUUCCAAAUCCUUACCUCCAAUGAGAAUGAUAAGACCUGUCUCUGCCAUUUCUGUUCAUGGCAUUUCAACUUGGGACUUUGACUGGGGACUUCCUUGAGGCCUCUAUGCACAAAGAAAAAUUAACCCCUCAAAUUCUUUCUAAGACAUAUGCAUGUCAAUUUACUAGAGCCCCAUGUGGGAUGUGUGUAAAUAUAAAUGUAUGUACCGGUAAUUGAUUGUGCAUCUGAAAAAGUAAGUUAUAUGAAUCUAUCUCUCUUCAAACCAUAGUACACCUCCACAUGUUUGUUCCAGUCUCAUCUCCUUGCUAUUCUACAAACUCCACUCCUAAGUGAUCUUUAAUAUAGAUCAAAGAAUUCGGCAACAUUGUCAAGGCUUGUCUAUUUUACCUUUGUUUUAAUACUUUCUUAUAAUUGUCAGUAACUUUGGUUUUUACAAUUACAGUUACCAACGUAAUCAAGAUAGCUUCAAAUAUAACAGAUCUCAUACAAUCUAAUCCAAAUUAGGAGGAUUAUUGCACAGAGCUGAACAGUCAAGUCAAAUAUUAUAUCCAAUGUAGUUAAUUAAUGGAUCCUUUAAAGGGUACUCUAAUAAAACUCUCUUUCUGGUCAUAGUAACCCUUAUAUACUGGUCUCCUACACUGACCCAAUUAGAAAUUGGGAGAAUUGGUUAUCAGGAAGGACAGGGGCAGCAUGCAGGGGGGGGAGCUGUGUCGCCAUUGGUAGUCUGUUGGUAGAAAUGGUGUGCAUGCUGGAAACAGAUGUCCAAUAUGCACAGGAUUGACUUUAGACAUGCUGUAGCUCUUGUUCCAGGCUUGCUAUUAAUGCCCUUAUACACUGCAUAGUGAAAUACUACUAAUACAGACUCCACGCACCAUGACCACUUUAAAUUACUGCAGUGGUCAUGGUGCUUGAACCCUCUAAUAUUUGUAAUGUUAGAGUAGUCUAAUUAUCUAAUAUUAAGCUUCUAUGAUUUUUCUUUUUUUUUCUUUUGGGGAGGAGGGGGGCGUGAUUCCUGAUGUUUGACUCAUCCUGUAGUUUGUACAGUUCUAAUUUCCUAAAAAUGGAAUGGCAUAAUUAAACUCACAGUUCCUCUUCUCCCUGUUCCCUCUCUUUAGAUAAAGCUGCCACAUUGCCACAUGAACAACGUAAAUUACAUGCUGAAAAGGUAAGAAAUAGUUUAAGCAUCUAUGUAUUUUUAUUUUAUUUUUUCCCCUCAAAGUAACAUUACUGUAUUAAAGUGAAUUUGCCACAUUCCUACCAUUGUAAUAUCAAUACAAUUUAACUUUAAAUUGUCUCUCUUCCAGGUUGCCAAAGCUUUUUGGAUGGCUAUAGGAGGUGAUCAAGAUGAGAUUGAAGGCCUCUCGUCUGAAGAUGAAAAUUGAUUUUAGAACAUCCCCUUUCCACACUCCUCCCUACAUAUGUGAAGUUCACAAAAUGGGGGUAAAUUCUCUAAACCACAAACCGUGCUGCAUUGAUAACAUAGUUGGAAAUUUAGCCCAAAGUAGUUUUUUUGGAUCAUUUAAAAUAAAUGAAUGACGUGCAACAGAUAAUCACUUAGUCUGCUAUUUGUGCAUACAUUUUGCAAUUUACAUGUCAUCUUUGGCACACGCUACUGUUUAGUGGAUAACCUCCUGGGUCAUUUUGUAAUCAUUGUUUUUUCCUCCUUCCUCCUAAACAUCAAAACUGAAAUCUUGUAUUUAUUGGUAACAAAUAUAAUAAUUGUAAAAUACAUUUUAUAUUAAUUAUAGCACAAAAAUUGUGCUUCAGUAAAGUGUUAAAUAGAGAGCAAAGUAAAAAAUGAGCCCAUGGUAAUGUGUGUAGUUUGACUUGGGGCUUACAGAAGCUUCCACCUUCAGUGAUGUUGCUUGCAGUGCAACUUGUCCUAUUUACUUGUAGAUUGUUUAUAACCUUUCAUUACAUCAAGGAAUGUCCCUCCACAGUUUACCAUAGGAGGAUUAAAUAAAAACUGGAGAAAAGCAGUGGGUUUCUCUUAAUUAUUUGGGUUUUCACUUUCAGGUUGAGAUAUAGAAUUACAUCUGAUGUUCUUUCACUGACUGAGCAGCACUGGGUAUACUCUGCGCCUCAGAGGGGCAUUAUACAAAUAUAUUUGGGCCAGUGCAAAUCAUUGCCUGGAAAUCUGUACAGGGAUCAUUUUUAAUUAGUGGGCAGUGGCGAACUACUGAACGGAGUCCCAUGGGUCGGCCCACCCUUUGGACAUGUGGUAGCAUGGGCCUGGUUUUGCAGCACGGGAGGAAGUGAGAGCCUGUCACUUCCUCCCACAAAAACUGGAGCCACUCAGGAGGCAGAGUGGAGGGGGUGCGGACCAGGCCAGCCAUCCUCUAACUCCCAACAUAAUCAGCCAGCAGACAUGGACUAGGUAAGCCAUCCUGCUGCACCCAGAUAGUAGGAAACUGAAGGGUAGCUAAGAAGUGUAAAUUGUGACCUGCAUGUGUGUCUUUGUCAGUGUGUGUGUAUAUCCAUAUGUCAGUGUGUGUCUGUGAAUCUGUGUGUAUCUGUAUGUUGUCAGUAUGUGCAUCCACAUGUGUGUAUCGGUGUGUCUUUCUGUAUGUGUGUCUGUAUCUGCAUGUAGGUCAGUGUGUAUGUGUACCACAGUUUGUGUGGCAGUGUAUAUGUGCAAACACCUUUGCAUUCAAACACCAACACUACACACAAAUGCAUCUUUGCAUUUAAAUGUGAACACUACAAAUAAACACACCUCUGUAUUAUGCACCAAAGUUAUAUAUAAACACACCCCUCCAUUCAAAAACCAACAAUACUGAAAUCCAUACUCGCAUUCAAAUGCCAACACACAUACAAACCCCCCCACAUUCAUACACUCCAUACAUAACAAUUUUACAUUCAGACACACACUGGUCAGUGCUAAAUACAACCCUACAAGCAUUGGAAAAUGGAACAGCCCUAGCAUUGUGGGAGAUGUAUGACAGUUAGGAAUCUUCUUUUUGGCCACCCUUGCAAUAGGAAGAAGGAGAGGGGGGCAAAAAUAUUCUUCCCACUGUUGGUGGGGUAAUAGCUUUUGAUCCAAGGAGAUAUCGGACUGCCAUUCUUUGGUCAAGAAGCAUUAUAUUUCAAAAUAAUGCUGUCAUCUCCUCUGUUCAAUGGUUAUGUAUUGGAAUAAAUUAUCCCUAGCGCUACUCUCUUGAAAUAGCUGAAAAGAGACUUGCGUCCAUCAAGUUCAGCUUUUCUCACAUCUGUUUUUGAGGGCUCCCAACAUCCUGGAUUUCAUCAGGACAGUUUGGAUUUUGGUUCCUAUCCCCUGAUGUCCAGAUUUUGGGUACACCAGGGAACUGUCCUCAAAAUGUGUAGCACUGUAUCAUUAGAUGCACUCCUACAAUCAGGGCACUAGGUCUCAGCAGGGAGCACUGAAACUGUCCUCCAGACAGGGUCUGCCCUCAGUGGGCUGACCUGAAUGAUUGACAGGCAGCCUGGCAGGCAUCCUAGCAGACCUGCCAAUCCUUUGAGCAGGGCCAUUGAUACAUUUUCCCUGGGCCUAACUUGGAAGGAAUGGAUAUAUCUUAAGAUAUUUUUAUAUUAUAUAGCUACCUUAAGUAAAUAGCAUCUAUAGAGAAAUCAAUAAAAACAUAUAUAUACCAUCAUUAUUAUUAUUAUUUAUAUAUUUGAGUGAAUGUGCCCGGUGUUAAAAAUGAUUAAAUCAAACAUUUGCCAGUUAGAGCUACAUAAAUAAAAUCCGUUAUCUCUUCAUCCAAAAUGAGCAACUGGAAAAAUGAUAUUACUGGUGUGUAUUUUUUUAUUAAUAAAUCUACAAAGAUCAAUGCACAACUUAUUUAAUUCCCCCUUCUCUUUCUAUGCACUGGAGACAUUUAUGUCUGAUAAUCCUUCUUAG
This is a messenger RNA of Pelobates cultripes (western spadefoot toad), 35264 nucleotides long. Lineage: Eukaryota; Metazoa; Chordata; Amphibia; Anura; Pelobatidae. The record is from the annotation of a GenBank genome assembly.